Molecule: messenger RNA, 2533 nt
Organism: Seminavis robusta
Lineage: Eukaryota; Bacillariophyta; Bacillariophyceae; Naviculales; Naviculaceae
Source: the annotation of a GenBank genome assembly
UUGUUAUAGUUGUUUCUUUUGCGGAUUGUUGUCAUGAUCAUUAUUGAUCCGUACCGUGAUGGGUACAAUCCCCAUGAAAUAUUCCAAUUGGAAUGGUAUUUUGAGUUCUUCCAUGCGACAAGUGACCACACAGGCAAUGGCACAAUAGGUUCCAAAGGCGGCACAAAAGUGCCAUAGUACAUGAGGAGUAAUGCCUCUGAGAAGUGGUAGUAGUAGUCCAUCCAUGGCAGUAUUAUUAUUGUCAACAAUAUCCAAAAUGAAGUUGCAAUAAUGCAUGUCCAAAACCCAAACGGGAAAUGCCACCAGACAAAAUGUCACCACGGAGCGACUGGCAAAAUACCAAGCGACAUGUCCUCGUUUGUGUUUGUCGCGUCCCAAAAUCAGAUUGUAUCCUUGAUAGAGCAGUGUAAAGACGCCUCCGGCAUAGACAAAAAAGAAAAUGACGUAUCGAUCUCGAAAUCGAUAAUAGACGACCGUGUGAAUGAUCGUAAUGAGAGCAAACAAGUAGGGCAACCACGGAUACUUGGGUUUGCCAAAGGGAGCCCUGACCUCGAAUACCAUGAAACUAAUGCAAUUGUUCAUGUAGAGCAUGGGCAAUUCAUCGCUGGCUUGAAAGAUCCAAUGCAACGACAGAUGCAAUCCGGUCGAUCCGACACCGAUCAACCCUAAAAUAGAAUAGGCCAAGACGGUGCGCUUUUCGCCGGUUGGAUUGUUCCAAAUCGCUCCAAUCAACCCCAGCGAGGCGAUUCCCAACAGACUGCUCCACGUGUUGUGGAAUUCCACAAUCGUGUCAAAAUGCAGAUAGUUGGUCUCGCAGAAAUCAAUGCUGCUCGAGUGAGGUUCCCAAAACUUGUAGUAGUUUGAUGGCGUAGUUGUUGUCAUGGUGGUGGUGGUGAUUGUCAUUUGUCACUUACUUCUUUUGCAGUGCAUGCUUUUUCUUCAUCAUUGGGUGCUUUUUCCAUUUCUCUAAUUUUCUAUUUUUAUUUUCUAAAAAUGUCGAAAAGAAAAUUCAAAAAGUCUUCCGCAUCCUCACCUUGCUUCCUCAUCUUUCUCUUUGACAGUCGACCAUGUCGGACGAAGCGUAUCUUGGCCUUGGCUACUCCUCGUAUGGUCACCAUGGAGAUGGGGGAGCAAUAGGAGGCGAUGGAAUGGCGGGCGGUGAUUUGCUGCAAUCGCUGAUGCAACAAUGCCUCAGUUACCACGAAGAGCAACAACAACAACAACCAGCACCACCAUCAAGAGCACCAUCAAGAGCACCACCCGUGCUAUCCGAGGAACGAGUCCCAAAUGAAUCUGGAUUCAUCAAGGGAGACACAUACGAGCGUCUUGUGGACUCAGUAGUGCCGCCGCCGCAAUGGCCGACCAGUGCGACGACCCUUCCAGCUCCAACUACUACUACUACGACAAAUGUUAAUGUUAGUGGUAGUACUCCAGAGGCAGCUCCUACCAACGACACCAACGACAACAGCAAGGAUCCAACGAUGACGAAAGUGGAAGAAGGCCGUGCCCGAGCCAACGCCAUUUUGGAGAAGUUUCGGAGACUGGAACAAGCGCAUGGUGCUGCUGCUCCUCUAACGACUACUUCUACUUCCGGCUGUCCUCUACUAGUGAACAGCAACAAUGAGUACCGACAAAAGCGACAAGUUUGUUUGGAACAAGAAGCACAACGCAAAAAACAAUUCUGGAUCAAAAAUCUCGAGUACGUCACGAAACGCAGUCAAAAACAGUUGCAACAGCAAUUAAAACAAAUCAAUCAAGCACAACAAUGGGAAUCCCAAGUCCAAGAACAAUACCGAUUGGCAUUGGAAGCGCGGAAAAAGAGAUUGCACUCGACCACCACAACAAAUACUAGUACUACGCAGGCGGGCAUUGGAACGGCCAAACGAAACCGGGUCGAACGGGAAUUGCAAAAGACUACCCACAAUCAUUUACAACAAACUGCGACGAUCUACUUGACGGGAAUACCCACCAAUGGGUCGGUACCUGAAACGACCAUUCAAAAUCUAUUCUCCUCGUAUGGAACCAUACGCAAAGUGCACUAUUAUAGAGACAAACAAACGGGAACCCUCAAGGGGGAUGCCUUGGUGGUAUUUCAGUCAUCCAAAAACAAAAAUGAGGAACUCUUGCAAAUGGUUUGUUCACAGAUGAAUGGAGCGGAACUUCCUUGUGGUUCGAUUCUUCAGGUGCAGCCAGCAGACUCCAAUUAUCAACAACAGCAACAGUUACUAUCGUCGUAUGGGCCACCGAAAACUGGUGACACUAGCAGUUCCAAUGCAAACAUUAGAAAAGCUCCUCCUCCAGAUGGAUCCAAGGAUACUGAAACUGGUGCUACCAAAGAAAACGGCGAUGACGACGACGAAGACCUGGACGACUUUUUUGAAUCAUUAGAAUGAAAAAAAGUCGGAAAGGGCUCUCGCAGGCGGUCACUUUGCUACGAUGGUCCUUCAUACCGUACUACGGGCUGAAUGGUUUCCGUGGUCGGUUUCAAUAUUAUCGAUGACUCGACUCAUACGGAAUGGUAAAAGAGCCACCU